This is a messenger RNA of Iphiclides podalirius (scarce swallowtail), 2769 nucleotides long. The record is from the annotation of a GenBank genome assembly. Lineage: Eukaryota; Metazoa; Arthropoda; Insecta; Lepidoptera; Papilionidae.
AUGAGAAAAAAAAUUACGACGCAAGUGUUGACGAUGGCGCUCGUAAUGUUACCGUGUGACCUGCCUUGGUGGACUUCAGUUCAACGUCACUUAAAACACCUCCUUUUAGCUUCAUCGUCCGUCAAGCUUACAGCAAACAUGAUGAAAAUUCAUGACAUGUGCAAUAUAGGAAUUGAUCCAGACGAUGACGUUAAAGACCCGGAGCUCAUGAAGGGCCUUGAGGAAUUCCUUGAAGAAGAGUUGACAGAAGAGGAAAGAAGAAAUUUUUUGGACAAUACAAUUAGAAUCCUCGUGAACAAAGCACUCCAUCUAAAGAGAUGGCGUCCGCCUAAAGGGCUUAUGUUCAGUUUACAGCAACAAAGCGAUGUUACGGAGUUGGAUUACAAUUUUCUUUCCUCUCUAGUUGCUCAUGCAUUUUUCUCCACUUUCCCCAAAAGAACGCUCAAAACUCAUCCGACUUUACAAGACUUCAAUUUCACACAUUUUUUUAAGAAUUUACACAGAAAAUCACAAAGAAAUAAAUUAAAAAGUUUGCUACAUUAUUUUGAGUGGUUGGACAAAAACAGCAACGAAGGAUCAGUGAAAUUAAGUAGACAGGUUAUGACUUCAAAACAGUGGUUAACAAUAGAAGAUUGGCUAGAAUGUACACUGCCACUAUGUAAGUUUAUGGUAAGGCACGAGGGACGGCCAGAACGAUGCGAAAACGAUGAUGCCAUCAGAGUUUGCUUUGCGAGCAGCCGAGUUGGUGGAGACGUUCUCAUCGAUGGGGACUCGCAAGAAUCAUUGGCUAUGUUCAUGAUGCCGGAAUUGCUGCCCGUUAUGCUCUCGGUAGAGGCGCUAGAAGACAACGAAGUGCUAAAAGCUGAAGGGGUCAGAUUAUUUAGUCGGAUAAGCGACAAAAAGCAAAAAGCCAAUAUCGAACUACUCGCCGAGCCUAAAACAGUGACGGUGUGCUUAAUGGAUGCAGAGGAUUACAGCGCUUUGCCACUUGGGCAAUGGGAGGAAGAUAACGUUCUUCGCGAACUGAACAAAUGCCUCCUCGCGUUCCAGCAGUCGCCAAUGAAGAGUCGCGAUGGCCAGCAACACCAGGAACGAAGACUCUCGCCUAUUGGCGAAUCGUUGAGCCAUACCCCUGAAGUGGAGGCGACUGUAAUGAUAAAGCAGGCUUCGUCCUGCAGUACUAUAAACAGUUGCAACAGUCGAAGCCCAUCUCCGCAAACUUACUGCGCAGCCACCCUUAAUUUAAACGAUCCAAGCGUGGAACUAACCAAGCGGAAAUGUUGGUUGUCGCCCGACGGAGGCACUUUGAACAACCGUCGCGGGCGGUUCAUAGUGCUCGGCUCCUCCGGUGAAUGUCUUCCAGUGACUAGAAGCCCAGGCCUGAUUAAUUUGGACACCCAAGAGGACAGCCUCUACUCAAGUUGCAACUCCAGUGACGACGAAUACCACAGCGCUAACGGCAGCUUCGAUAACGGUGGUAGCGAGGACGAAGGCAGAGGUGAGAGCGCCCGCCCUAAUUCUUUGCAAUACUCUAAGGGGCUGUCGACUGAGGAGCGGAGGCUGAGUUUUGCAGAGCGACUCCGCGAGGCGCUGCGCCGCGAGGCGGAGAACUCCUGCACCACCAGCACCACGGGCGACUGGUCCACAGACAGCUCAAGUUACGCGGCCGGCGUCAGCAUUCCCUGCGCGGAUGCGAACGACAACGAUGCUAGAGUGAAACGCGGCAGCUCCGUGGGCUUCGUGCUGACGGAAAAGGAAAUCCUCGACAAUGGCAACAUAUCCCCAACUCCACGACCACUCGAGAGAAAGGAAACCGGCAAUAGCUCCAAGUAUAGCUUCAGCACAGAAUACACAUCUGAAUUAGAAGAAGUUUACGAGCAAUUUAACCACUGGCUCAACGACCCUAUUGGCAAAAACGCCAUAGAGGAUAAUAAAAGUCGAGAAUUAGAUCCGAGGGAUAUGGCAGUGAUAAGGUUCGCUGGUUCGUUGCUCAAACGUACACUGAGCGAGUCCAUGGCGAGCGGCGCUGGGGGCGCGGAGGCGGCAGAGCUCUACGGGAGGGACAGCCGCGACCGCGCCACGCCGCGCCGCCUGGCGCUCGCCGCGCGCUCCCUGUCGCUGGAACUGGCGCGCCAUCGGCACCGACUCGCCGCCCAUCUGAGACGUAAAAUAAAGCAAUCAAUCCCAGAAGAGAUAUUAGAGAAAACUCGAGAGAGGAACACAAAUGGCGACAAUAGUUCUGACACAAAUGGAUCUAAGUCACUGGACUCGUCCACAGAGACAUCUUCAACGCAGUUGUCCAACCCUAAUUUAAAAAAGAAAAAGCUAAAUUGGGUAGUGAACAUGAUAGUAGAGACGAUAGAAGAGACAGUCGAAUGCGAACCCGUUACUGUUGCUAUAAAGAAACCUAAGCUGAACGAGCUGGCCAACAAGAUCGUAUCGGGCGGGUCGUGCCGACCGGUCGCGACUGGCAACUGGGGCUGCGGCCGAAGGCAACGCGGCCACCCGCAGCUCAAGCUGCUUCUGCAGUGGCUUGCCGCGAGCGUCGCCGGUGUUCCCGCACUUAUUUACUACACUUGUGGAAAUGAGAAACUGUUUAAGCUGGAUACAUUGGUGAGAGUGCUGGUGGACAGAAAAUGGACGGUGGGUCAGCUUACGCGGGCAGUGUUGAAGUUCGCACGUCAAAUCCUACACGAACCCCACGUCAUCCCGGAUAACCACUCGCUGUUCGACGAAUUAAUCGGCAUCGAGAAGACAGCAGACGACUGU